Messenger RNA from Solanum dulcamara, 2046 nucleotides. Its product is annotated as T-complex protein 1 subunit delta. Gene Ontology annotation, biological process: protein folding. Bases 154 to 1773 code for a protein of 539 amino acids. The record is from RefSeq and is a predicted model, not a curated record. The transcript has a single exon. Gene Ontology annotation, molecular function: ATP binding; ATP hydrolysis activity; ATP-dependent protein folding chaperone. NCBI's taxonomy places the organism in Eukaryota, Viridiplantae, Streptophyta, Magnoliopsida, Solanales, Solanaceae. Gene Ontology annotation, cellular component: chaperonin-containing T-complex.
AAAGCCCCUCAAAAAUUUCAAUUUGUCCAGAACCAAAACUCUUUCUCUAUACUUCGCUAGGGUUUUGAAACACUUCUCAUUUUCCCCCCCUCUCUCUCGAAAUCAUAUCGAUCUCUUAUUUUCUCUAGGGUUCCGUCGAUCCUGAUCUGAAAUAUGGCAUCUCCGGCAGUAGUUUCGGCACCCCGCUCCGCUGCGUCAUCGUCCAAAACCGAGACCUUUGUGGACAACAAGCGCAAAGAUGAUAUCCGCAUGGCGAAUAUUGCCGCAGCGCAGGCUGUCGCCAACGCCGUUCGUACUAGUCUUGGACCCAAAGGAAUGGACAAAAUGAUCUCUACUGCAAACGGUGAGGUCAUUAUCACCAACGAUGGAGCCACUAUUCUUAACAAAAUGGAGGUUCUUCAACCCGCUGCUAAGUUUCUCGUUGAGUUAUCCAAGUCUCAAGAUGUUGUUGCCGGAGAUGGAACCACCACAGUUGUUGUUAUUGCCGGUGCAUUGCUCAAACAGUGUCUUUCACUUCUUUCCGCUGGUAUUCACCCCACUGUCGUUUCCGAUUCUCUGCAUAAGGCAUCUACAAAGGCUGUUGAAGUUCUCACUGCCAUGGCUCUUCCUGUUGAGCUCACUGACCGUGAUUCCCUUGUGAAAUCAGCAAGCACUGCGCUGAACAGUAAGGUAGUGUCACAAUACUCCACUCUUCUGGCUCCUUUAGCUGUUGAUUCUGUGCUUUCUGUUGUGGACCCUGAAAAACCAGAGAUUGUUGAUCUAAGGGAUAUUAAAAUUGUCAAGAAAUUGGGGGGUACUGUUGAUGAUACUGAGUUGGUUAAAGGUUUAGUUUUUGACAAGAAGGUGAGUCAUGCCUCAGGUGGUCUCACACGAGUUGAGAAAGCUAAGAUUGGCGUGAUUCAGUUUCAGAUUUCCCCUCCCAAGACUGAUAUUGAGCAAAGCAUUGUGGUUUCUGAUUAUACUCAAAUGGACAGGAUUUUGAAAGAAGAGAGGAACUACAUUUUGGGCAUGAUUAAGAAGAUCAAAGCAACCGGAUGUAAUGUUUUGUUGAUUCAGAAGAGUAUUCUGAGGGAUGCUGUGACUGAAUUGUCUCUGCAUUAUUUGUCGAAGGCAAAGAUUAUGGUGAUUAAAGAUGUUGAGAGGGAUGAGAUUGAGUUCAUAACCAAGACCUUAAAUUGUCUGCCUAUUGCCAAUAUUGAUCAUUUUAGAGCAGAGAAACUUGGCCAUGCAGAUUUGGUUGAAGAGAUAUCUCUUGGGGAUGGUGGAAAGAUUGUUAAGAUCACAGGGAUUCAGGACAUGGGCAGGACCACUUCGGUGCUGGUUCACGGGUCAAACCAAUUGGUCCUUGAUGAGGCUGAGAGGAGUUUGCAUGAUGCAUUGUGUGUGGUAAGAUGUUUGGUGAAUAAGAGGUUUUUGAUUGCCGGUGGUGGGGCACCUGAGAUUGAGCUUUCUAGGCAGUUGGGUGCAUGGGCAAAGGUUUUACAGGGGAUGGAAGGGUAUUGUGUGAGGUCAUUUGCUGAAGCCCUCGAAGUCAUUCCCUAUACUUUGGCUGAGAAUGCUGGGUUGAACCCAAUUGCAAUCGUGACUGAGUUGAGGAACAGGCACGCACAGGGCGAGAUCAACACAGGGAUCAAUGUGAGGAAGGGACAGAUCACUAACAUUUUGGAAGAGAAUGUGGUGCAGCCAUUGCUGGUGAGCACAAGUGCAAUUACCUUGGCUACUGAAUGCGUACGGAUGAUUUUGAAGAUUGAUGACAUUGUCACGGUGAGGUAGAGUGAUUGCAUGUGAAAUUGCAGGGGAAAUAGAAGUUUUUUAUCAUAUCUUUGGAUUUUGAGUUGUGUGCUUCAAGAUUUAGUGGUUCUCUGGUUCUUCUGUAUUUCGGAUUAUAUGCUGAAUUUUCAAUUGUUAUUUUUGCUUAGCUAAUUUUUACUCGUGGGGUUUUCUAUUUCACUCGCAUGCUUAGUUUUGAGUGCUCGACUCUUAUUGGUUGACAUGGUGCUGUAUGUAACAUGUGGAUCAUUAUCAGUUUAUCAAUAUUUUUAGUCA